Messenger RNA from Penicillium cinerascens, 4455 nucleotides. RefSeq names its product sister chromatid cohesion factor PDS5. Gene Ontology annotation, biological process: mitotic sister chromatid cohesion; DNA repair. Bases 1 to 4455 code for a protein of 1484 amino acids. Gene Ontology annotation, cellular component: chromatin; nucleus. Lineage: Eukaryota; Fungi; Ascomycota; Eurotiomycetes; Eurotiales; Aspergillaceae. The record is from RefSeq and is a predicted model, not a curated record. The transcript has 3 exons.
AUGCCGUCGCGCACUCGACCUCCUGCCGACGCGGACGAGGACACUGGCCUUCGCAGCCUGUCCUUCAAUCAACCGCUGUCGUGGCGCGUGGGGCGCUCCGCCAUCCCUAUCGCCGAUCUACUGGAGCGCCUUCAAACUCUCGCCCAGGAAUUGCGCAAGCUUGAACAGGAAGAAAUUGACAAGGAAUCUUUGCGCAAGGUCUCUCAGGAACUCGCCAGCGCGCACUUGCUUGCCCACAAGGAUAAGGGUGUGCGAGCGUGGGCCACAUGCUGCAUCGUCGAUGUCUUGCGACUCUGCGCGCCCGACGCGCCUUUUACACGGAACCAGCUUAAGGAUAUUUUCACAUGUAUCAUCACAUCGAUUAUCCCCGCACUGGCCGAUCCGUCCAAUGCCUACAAUGCCCAGCACAUCUAUGUCUUGGGCUCGCUCGCCGAGGUUAAGAGCAUUGUCCUAAUGACUGAUCUCGACCAUCCCGAUUCGCUCAUCGUUCCCCUCUUCACCAGCUGCUUCGACAUCGUCUCGGGCUCUUCCAAGGCCUCCACCGGUGAGGAAGUCGCAAAGGGCGUCGAAUUUGACAUGACCCGGCUGCUGGUCACCGUGAUCGAUGAAACGCCCGUUUUGGCUCCGGAGGUGGUGGAUACUAUUGUGGCACAGUUCUUGCGGGUCGACCCCCGCGUGCUGGACAACCCGAGGAAGGGCAAGCGAGGGGAUGGUCCGAUUGAUGCUAAGCAGGACACUCUGUUGCUGAAGGAUUACCCGCCUGCCUACAAUAUGGCCAAGGCCAUUUGCCAGGCCUGUCCCGAGCGAAUGACCAGCCAUAUCAGCCAGUACUUCAACAAUGUCAUCAUCGACGCCUCCGCCCAGUCCGGUCAGACAAAUGGCAACAAGCAGGGCGUUCGGAAGACAGGCCUGGAUGAUUCGGACGAGGAAGGAGAAGAUAUAAAGGAAUUGAGCAAGGCGCACCGUCUGAUUCGGGAACUCUGGCGCGCCUGCCCUGAAGUGUUGCAGAAUGUCAUUCCUCAAGUCGAAGCUGAAUUGUCUGCAGAGUCCGUGGCACUGCGUUUACUCGCUACUCAAACCAUUGGUGAUCUUGCGGCGGGCAUCGGCGUUGCCGGCCCCCCUCCGGCACCUCCCAUGGAUCCAGUGACAUACCCCCCGGUGACGCUGGAGGAAUAUCCACAGACAAUCCCUCAACCCAAUGUCCUCCUUACGCCCCUGUCUCCCAAGCCCUUCUCUCAAGUCCAUGUCUCAGCUUAUGAUGCAUUCUUGAGCCGCCGACUGGACAAGACCCCUUCAGUGCGCGCUGCAUGGGUCACUGUUGUUGGACGGAUCCUCCUGACUUCGGCUGGAGGCUCUGGUCUAAGUGAAAACGAGGAGCAAGGUCUCGUUCAAAGCCUAGCUAUCAUGCUUCAGGAUGCCGACGAGAAAGUCCGCCUCGCUGCGGUGGAUGCCGUUGGACAGUUUGGCUAUUCCCACAUUGUUAACAAGCUGGGUGUAAACGGCGGCUGCUCAUCACCCGGCUCGGUGCUUGCGGCUCUUUCGGAACGACCAAAAGAUCGCAGACCCCAAGUGCGCGAACAUUCAACCAAAGUCCUGGCUCGUAUCUGGGCGGUGGCGGCUGGUGAUAUCGAGCAGAAUACCGAGCCUGUUGCUUCUUUGUUGAAGGAUGCACCUUCGAAGAUCUUUGAUGCUUUCUAUACAAACGAUCAGGAGGUUCAUGUGCUCAUCGACCGAGUGAUGUUUGAGACGCUUCUCCCCCUCAACUACCCCCCCAUCAAGUCAAACAAGUCUCGGGGCGCCUCCAGCCAGUCUCGAAAGCAGAAGGACAGUCAACCAUCUGAAGAAGAAAACGAUGUCGACAAGAUCCGUGUGCGUCGUAUCCUUACAUUGCUUCGAGGGUUGGACGAAAAGGCUAGGAAAGUAUUUUUUGUCAUGCUGGCCCGUCAAUUGCAACUGAGGUCGGCCGUGACAAUGUACUUGGAUUCAUGUGAGAAAUACAAUGGUGGCGUGAUUGACAAAAACGAAGAUCAAACCAAGGCACAACUAUCGAGAAUCAUUGACUCAUUGUCCAAGCUUUUCCCCGAUCCCUCACGAUCAUCUGCAGACUUGUGGAAAUUUGCUAAGGUCCAUGAUCGGCGCAGUUAUCAACUGACCCGCUUCGCCAUGGCUGCUGCCAGCGACUAUCGUACUGUGAUCAAGGCCAUUAGGGAGCUUCAGCGACGUGCACAAAGUGCCAACAAUGCGCCUCUGCUUGAAACCUUGACACCUCUGCUAUACCGCUGCGGGUCUUUGAUCUUCAACCGGAGUCACAUUCCUGCGAUCAUGAGCCUGUCUCGGACCGAUGAGAACGGCCUGGCCAAUGCCGCUCAGGAGAUGCUGAAGGAGAUCUCCACUCAAAACCCGGAGGUGCUUGAGGCACAGGUACAAGAAAUGUGCAAGGACCUGGAAGCGCAGGCCCCGAAGGCCAACUCUCCCGGCGAUGACAGCAAUGAAGACAUCCUCAAGGCUUGUGCGGGCUUCGCUAAGAAGCUUCCAGCCAAGCUUCCCAAAGAACGCAAGUUCUUCCAAGCGCUCACAGGCUACGCCCUUUACAGUUCUUCGCCACGGUCUGCGAAACACGCCGUCUCAGUUCUCAUGGCCACGGCCGACAAGAAGGAGAUGUAUGCGAAGGAUCUGGUCCAGAAAUGUGUCAAGAAAUGGACCUACGGCUCUGAUCACUUCCUUACUCGUCUUGCUGCUUUGUCGCAGCUGAACCUGCUCGCUCCGAGGGAAGCAGACGAAGAGAGCGAUGCUAUCAUUUCCAUUGCUAUCAACAAGAUUCUUCUUACCAACCUUUCCCCCGAGACGGAUUCUAAAUACCUUUGGUCUGACACAGCCGACGACGAGACACAAGCCAAGGAGUGGGCCCUCAAGGUCAUUGUUAACCGUCUCCGGGCACAGGACGGAGCUGAUAAUGAAGCGGAUUUCCGUGCCCUUGCCAAGCCUGUAUAUGACACCUUGAACAAGCUUGUGGCUGGCGAGGGUGAACUGUCCAAGAAAAAAGAUACCCCGGCGACCCAGAAGUCCCGGCUCCGGCUUCUUGCUGCCAAGUCUAUAGUCAAGUUGUGUGCUUCCAGCAUUCUGUGUGACUCACUGUUGACUCCUGCAGACUUCAAUUCUGUUGCCCUGGUCGCUCAGGACCCUCUACUGGAAGUCCGCAGUGGAUUUGUCAACCAUCUCAAGAAGAAAUUGGUGCAAAAGUCUCACCUCAGCCAUCGCUGGUACAUUGUUCCUUGCCUGCUUGGCUUUGAGCCGAGCAGAGGCUUCAAGGAAAGCACGCUCACGUGGCUGCGAUCUCGCGCUGCGUAUUUCUCCCAAAAAGCCCAGGCCAGUGGAAAGCGCACAGAACAGAACAUGGUGAUGGAGAUGAUCUUCUCCCGUCUUUUAUCUCUGCUUGCUUAUCACCCAGACUACCCAUCUGACGACCUGGAUGAGUCAACAAAGCUCGCUGAUCUCAGCGACUUUUCUCAGUACAUCCUCUUCUAUCUCUCCGCAGUGGCCAACGAGCACAACAUGUCAUUGAUCUUCCACGUUGGUCAGCGCGUUAAGCAAUUCCGCGAUGGCAUCACCAAAUCCGACGAGAUUUCCACCCGUCUCCAUACGCUGUCCGAUCUGGCCCAGGCGGUCAUCCGACGCUUUGCCGACAUAUACUCCCAACAACACAAGUUCGGUGGUGCCGCCGGUGGAACCAACAUUCUGCAGACCUACCCUGGAAAGAUGGGUGUUCCCAGCACACUGUUCGCCAGCAUUCCCAACCACCGCGAGGCUCAGGAUGUUGCCGACAAGAACUUCCUCCCUGACGAGAUGGACGAUUUGUUGGAUCGCGUUGUGCGUGCUUCAAUGAAAUCCAAGGGUUCUUCCGGCACGCACGCUUCCGCCAAGAAACGCAAGCAGGAGUCCCUGGGUGCCAGCGGCCAUUCGUCGGCAGCCAAGAAGGCACGGAAGGAGAAGUCCGCUCGCCCGCCACGCAAGUCUUCUUCAUCUGUGGGUGUGUCAAGCAAGGCUCCCAGGCGCAAGCGCAAGGGUGAAGAUGACUGGUCGUCUGAUGGUGGUGCUGGGGAUGAUGUGCCUGCCUCCGCUCGCCGACGCAGCAGCCGGGGAACUGUAAAGCAUGAUGUCAGCUAUGCAGACAAGGACAGUGAUGAAGAAGAUGAGGAGAUGCAGCAGUGGGACCAGGCCAAGGCUGAAGAUGACGAUGCCGAAGAGGAAGACGAGGAUGAAGAGAUGGAGGACGAUGACAACGCCGAGGAAGAGGAAGAGGAAGAGGACAACGUCAAAGUCGGCGAGACUAGUGAGAAGGAAAACUCACCCCCACCCCCAAGGCGAGGCGGCAAAGGGUCCAAGGCGAAGGAAAACCAGGCCAAGAAACCGGUGACGACCACCUUGCCCUCGCGCCGGUCAUCUCGGCGGGGCUGA